Ostrinia nubilalis (European corn borer) is the source of this 3110-nucleotide messenger RNA. RefSeq lists its product as uncharacterized. The record is from RefSeq and is a predicted model, not a curated record. The coding region runs from base 144 to 3110 and encodes 988 amino acids. The transcript is spliced from 19 exons. Gene Ontology annotation, cellular component: Golgi membrane. Gene Ontology annotation, molecular function: hexosyltransferase activity. NCBI's taxonomy places the organism in Eukaryota, Metazoa, Arthropoda, Insecta, Lepidoptera, Crambidae.
UUGAGCGAGGCAUAGUGUAUCAAUGUGAAUUUUAACGUUAAAUUAAAUAUUUAACCACCAUAACAACAUCAAAAUUUAUUAAACCAAAACUGAUAUCAUUUGGUGACCGUUUGCAAUCGACCGAGUUAUUUUACAUACACUACAUGGCACAUGAUGGCGAGAAACAAAGCUGGGACGAUGACGAGCGCUUCUAUUCUUCAGGCCGAGACAGCGACGACAGCCCUAUACUAUCCUACAGAUACGACCGCCACCGCCGCUAUGCGUCAUACACACAGGCCCCGGAGCCUCACGGGCCCCGCGAGAGGAGGUCCGCCGUCACCGCGCUGGCCAAGUGCUUCCUGUUCUCCGCCGCCAUGAUCCUGUUCUGCGCGCUGCUGUACAUCCCGGCCUACAACCGCGCCAGCGACCAGCUGCCCAAAGCCCUGCUCCGCUGCGCCUCGUACACUCAGGCUUCGGAGCCUCACGGGCCCCGCGAGAGGAGGUCCGCCGUCACCGCGCUGGCCAAGUGCUUCCUGUUCUCCGCCGCCAUGAUCCUGUUCUGCGCGCUCCUGUACAUCCCGGCCUACAACCGCGCCAGCGACCAGCUGCCCAAAGCCCUGCCCCGCUACGCCUCGUACACUCAGGCCUCGGAGCCUCACGGGCCCCGCGAGAGGAGGUCCGCCGUCACCGCGCUGGCCAAGUGCUUCCUGUUCUCCGCCGCCAUGAUCCUGUUCUGCGCGCUGCUGUACAUCCCGGCCUACAACCGCGCCAGCGACCAGCUGCCCAAAGCCCUUCCCCGCUACGCCUCGUACACUCAGGCCUCGGAGCCUCACGGGCCCCGCGAGAGGAGGUCCGCCGUCACCGCGCUGGCCAAGUGCUUCCUGUUCUCCGCCGCCAUGAUCCUGUUCUGCGCGCUGCUGUACAUCCCGGCCUACAACCGCGCCAGCGACCAGCUGCCCAAAGCCCUGCCCCGCUACGCCUCGUACACCCAGGCCUCGGAGCCUCACGGGCCCCGCGAGAGGAGGUCCGCCGUCACCGCGCUGGCCAAGUGCUUCCUGUUCUCCGCCGCCAUGAUCCUGUUCUGCGCGCUGCUGUACAUCCCGGCCUACAACCGCGCCAGCGACCAGCUGCCCAAAGCCCUGCCCCGCUACGCCUCGAACACUCAGGCCUCGGAGCCUCACGGGCCCCGCGAAAGGAGGUCCGCCGUCACCGCGCUGGCCAAGUGCUUCCUGUUCUCCGCCGCCAUGAUCCUGUUCUGCGCGCUGCUGUACAUCCCGGCCUACAACCGCGCCAGCGACCAGCUGCCCAAAGCCCUGCCCCGCUGCGCCUCGUACACUCAGGCCUCGGAGCCUCACGGGCCCCGCGAGAGGAGGUCCGCCGUCACCGCGCUGGCCAAGUGCUUCCUGUUCUCCGCCGCCAUGAUCCUGUUCUGCGCGCUGCUGUACAUCCCGGCCUACAACCGCGCCAGCGACCAGCUGCCCAAAGGUCUAGUAGCCGGCUGGUCGGUACACACGAAUCGGGACACAAAAAUAUACGUACAGCCGAACAACGUAACCUUAAUUCACGAGCCGAAAGACAUAUGCUCCAAGCUAGAUAGAAACAAAAAGAACAAACUGUUCCUUCUUAUAGUGGUUUGUUCCUCAACCACUAAUUUCGAGAGAAGAGUUGCCAUACGCGAAACGUGGGGCAACCGAGACAUAUACAGAAAUCUCGAAAAAGUCUUCAAUACUGUCUCGGAUAAAUACAAAAGUUACAAUUAUACGUACGACUUGUACCCAGAAUCUCAUAAUGUUAGUGUGAAUGUAAGUAAGUCUAGGAGAGACAUAUCCAUUGGCAGUAUUUUGCCAGAAUUAGCUAAGGUGUUGCAGAAUAAUAUGGUUAAUACAAAGACUGAGGAUGUACCUGAGAAGCGGUUUGAGGACGACGAUGAUCCGGUGUUGCCAGAGUUCGACAUGAAUAAAGAGCUGGGGGAGAACGCGGAAAGUUAUGAUUAUGAAUAUGAAUCUAAUAUUAUGAGGAUACCUCCAAGAGGUUACGAAGACAGUCCGAGUUUGGGGAAAAUACUAAAAAUGUUGAAAGAAAAAGACGUUUUCCCCGAAAAGGUGGAGGAAAAAACAGAAGAGGCUGACAACACCGAACCAGAGUUCAAACUUGUGUUCCUGUUAGGGUUGCCAACGCAGAAUAACGACACGGAGGUCCAGAGUAAAAUUGACGAAGAGGUGGAAAGGUACGGUGACGUCAUUCAGGAGGGGUUUAUAGACUCGUACAAUAAUCUGACGCUGAAGUCUAUUAUGAUGCUGAAGUGGAUCACCAAUAAGUGUAAUGAGAGUGUCCGCUACAUCCUAAAGACAGACGACGAUAUGUACAUAAACGUGCCAAAACUGAUGUUCAACCUGAAGAACCGUUCGCGAGACUUCGAUGAGAAGGUGGCGGCGGGGGCGAAAGACCACGAGUACUUGUUGAUUGGAGCGCUAAUAUGUGGUGCGAGACCUGUGCUGGAUAGCAAUAAUAAAUGGUACAGUCCUCGCUACAUGUACGGCGGGCGGGUGUACCCUCGGUACCUAUCGGGUACAGGGUACGUACAGUUCUCGCUACAUGUACGGCGGGCGUGUGUACCCUCGGUACCUAUCGGGUACAGUCCUCGCUACAUGUACGGCGGGCGUGUGUACCCUCGGUACCUAUCGGGUACAGGGUACAGUCCCCGCUACAUGUACGGCGGGCGCGUGUACCCUCGGUACCUAUCGGGUACAGGGUACGCUCUAAGCUCGCGUGCUGCCAGCGCCCUCUACUCGGCGGCGCUCAGAACUAACUAUUUCCAUUUGGAGGAUAUUUAUAUCACUGGCAUGUGCGCCAUCCGGUCCUCCCCCCGGAUAAUCCCGCGGGACGACCCGGACUUUUCGUACCGGGCGGGCAGCACGCGCGCCGAAUGCGCCGCGCAUUCGCACGCGACCACGCACCGCGUGUCGCCGCGGCGCAUGCGGCUGUUACAUCGGCGGUUAGGGCGCCUAGACCUGGCUGAUAGAUGGAACUCGCCCCAAAGAUGCGCCUUAAAACGAUCUUCCCUUACAGAUUCUAGAUUGCUGGAACCAUGGGCGUACCUAGCUACUAAAGCCUGGUCCGUGAGCACGUAG